GAUGAGUGAUGCAGAGAAUUUGAAUGACUAAUUCGUUAUUGAAACUCUACAAAAUUUGUUGAUUGAAUACAAUGAACCUUAUGUAGAAAAAAGAGCUAGAAUUUGUGGUUAAAGUGAUGAUUACUAAUGUAUAGAAUUAAGAUAAUGAUUAGCUGAAUUUUUUGUUUCACUUGAAUAAAUAACAAAAAAUGAAUAAACCAUAAAAAAUUUAAUUGAAUUAUGCAUGUUUAUUUUAGAUAAAACAUAAUAAACUAAUUUUGAAAGGGAAGAGGAUUUGGCUUAACAUGAAGAAUAAAUCAAUCAAUUAUAAGAAAAAAUUAAUUUUGAAUCCAAAAAUUCAAAGGAGUAUUAAGUAAUAUAUAUUUAUAUUACUCAAAGAAAAUGUAUAAAGAAGAGGCUUAAAAAGUUUAAGAAUAACUCUCAGAAAUUUAGAAAUUAGAAUAGAGUGUAUAGGAUUUUGCUAAUGAAUUAGCAAUCUUAACUUAAAACUAAAAGCAUCGUUUAAGUGAAUAGAAAGUAAGGAUAUUUUAAUCUAAUUAGUUUAAAAAUGUAGACUAAAAUGAUAAUAAAAUUAUUGAAGACUUAAAGCAAUAAAUAUAAAAUUAAAAGUAAGAGAAUAUUAAGCAAAAAGAAAAAAUUGAUUAUUAUAAGAAUCAAUACUAGAAGUAAAUGACAGAAUAAGAAGAUGCCUUAAAUGAAUUAGCUGUUUUAAAAAUGGAAAAAAUGAAGAAUGAAUCAAAAGUUAAAGCUUUAGAAUAAGAAAUAUAUAAAUUAAACUAAAUUAUUGUGGAUUAUGAAUAGAAAUCUUAAAUUACUGACUUAAAGAUUAGUUCACUUAAUAAAUAAAUAUAUGAUUUGUAAAAUGCUUCUGGAUAUAAAUUUGAAAAUGAUAAUCAAGGAUCUAUGAUAUAAAGAAACUCUAUCUCAACAUCAACAUUCCAAUAAUAAAAUUAAUAGACUGCUUCAUUCAAUAAUAAUAAUUCAAUGAUUAGUAAUGCAAUCAAUAGCAAUCUUAAAUCUGAUUUACCUGAAUUAUCUUAUAGAUAACCUCAUCCAUCUUAAUUCAAUGAUAUUGAUGAGAUUAAAGAGGCACCUGAAAAUUUAGAGUAAUCAGCUAUGCAUUCAAAAAAAAAUACUGUUAUUCCUGCUGAAUUUGUUGUUUCCAAUCAAUAAUAAUAUGAUAUACAAAAGUUAGAAGAAAAACUUCAAAAAUUAGCAACUCCUAGAUAAUUAGUAACACCUAGAGGUUAACCCAAUAUAACUCCAAGGAAUGUUAUUUCAAAAGCAGUUUAAGAAUCUUAAGAACUAAGAGCUGGUAAAUUGCAGGAAAAAUUAAAAUAAAGUUAGAUUAAUUUAACAUCACCUAGAAUUUAAAUGCCAUAACCUUAAAUUCCUAAAAUUGAACUUCAAAAAUAAGAAGAUGCUUAAUUAAAAGUAUUAUAAUAGGAACCAUAACCAAUUACAAUAAGAAAUGAAAUAGAUAUCGGCUCUAUUGUAGAUGAUGAUUAUGAAACUUAUUUUUAUGAAUAAAAAGUGAAAGCUCCUUAAGUAAAAAAACAAUUUAAAUUACCUCUUUUAUCAAUAGGUGCAAAUGGGGGAAAUUAAUAGACCUAAGAAGGAUCUAAUUAAUAAGUUUCAUAAUCUUAAUAGUCUUAAUAAAAAUAAUAAACAUAAUUACCUUAAUAAUAAUAAUAAUAAUAAUAAUAAUAAUAAUAAUAAAAUUAGUAAGGUAUAUAAUAAUAAUAAAAUUAAACAAAGCAAAUUAGUGCUCCUCAUUAAAUGUACAAAGAAAUUUAUUAAGCAAAUGAAGCUUAUUUUUUAAAUAUUAAACAAGAUUAAAUUAAAAUUACAACUCAAAUUGAUAGAGGACUUAGACAAAGUAUGAUAUAAACAGGAAUAGGUGGAUAAAAAUAAAUAACUAAAAGAGAUCCAUACAGAGAAUUUUUUGAUUUAGUAACAUUAAGAAAUAUUUAUAGUUAUGCUAAUGUGUAAAAUUGAAUUCAGAUUAUUUUGAUGACAUUGUCUAUAUAGAUACUUCAAAUUACUAUUAAGAAUGUAAAGCAUCAGGAAAACCAUUUAAUGAAUGGGAAGAAUGGAUCAGAAAUAGAUUAGAAUCAUAGGUUGAUUUUUCAGAUUGAGC
Molecule: messenger RNA, 2140 nt
Organism: Paramecium pentaurelia
Lineage: Eukaryota; Ciliophora; Oligohymenophorea; Peniculida; Parameciidae
Source: the annotation of a GenBank genome assembly